AUGAACGCGGAUCUAGCAGAAAUGGCUGAAAUGAACAUAGAGUUGACUGAUAUGCUUAACGAUUUGACUAACAGCUUCGACAGAAUGCAAGAAGCCUUCCAAAACUCCGGGGAUCAGUGGAGAACUGCAACUCUUCAACAUAUUACUCAGUUGACAACAGAGAUCACUCGCGUUCGUGCACGCAGAAUGAGACAUUCUUUUGAAGCAUCUCUUGCCAGACAAGCCGCAGAUCGUCGAAGGCGCACAAGCUCGGAUUCAUCUACUGACUCGGAUAACAGUGACAUUGACCUGGAUUUCGCAUACCCAAUUGACUUGUGUCAGUUCACGACAACAUCAACAAAUGAUCAAAAAAACGAGGAAGAUCAAUCUAUGGAAGUGGGUGACUCCGAGGAGAACAAUAGUGCAGCAAUAACUGACAGCACUUCAACUCCAUCGAACAAUUCUUCUUCGUCUUUCAAUCAAACUGGUGAGCAAUUGUCAGCAGUCAAAAGAAAGAUGUCAUUUUCUUUGAAAGAAGCUCCUCCUGCCAAGAGGACUAUGGCAACCUCUACCGACGACUCUUAUUUCCAAAAAUGUUGA
Caenorhabditis remanei is the source of this 579-nucleotide messenger RNA. RefSeq lists its product as uncharacterized. Bases 1 to 579 code for a protein of 192 amino acids. The record is from RefSeq and is a predicted model, not a curated record. The transcript has 5 exons. Lineage: Eukaryota; Metazoa; Nematoda; Chromadorea; Rhabditida; Rhabditidae.